AUGGCGCUCUUUAGCGGACGAACCCCCGAAUCUUUGAUCCCUCGAUCGGACUCGAGAAAUCCCGCCACAACAUGCAAAGGCAUUACAAAGUCAGGACGGCCGUGUAGACGUGCGAUCGAUGCUAAAGACUCAUCCCGGAAUAACGGCGUACUGGCGGUCGCGUCAGUCAUAAGUGAUGAUGACGACGAGGAGACAGGUGCAGCAGCGUUCUUUUGCUGGCAGCAUAAGGAUCAGGCAGAGCAUCUCGUAGCUGCGGACGCUACAGGACCAGGUGCGCAGGACACGCAACUGUAUCCUCUGCAAGAAAGGAACAGUAUAGACACAUUAGUGGCACGCCUUGUAGUGCUCGAUUUGGUGGAGUCGGCACCCGCACCAGAGCGAAGACGCAGGCAGAGUAGGCCAGAGGGCCCCGCAAGUAGACCACCACGAAGAAUCAAUAGGCCGCCCACUUGGGAACAAGUUCAAGGGCCUCUGAUGUCGGUUCCGAGCGACGUUAUGGCAGAGAGGAGACGCCGAGCAGGCCAACGAUUAGAGGCUAGACCACAACCGAAGAAGCAGGGUUUCUGGGCAUCACUGUGCUGCGGCGCCGCAGAUGAGGACUAUGUGGAGGUAGUGAGACAUAAGAGAAGGACACAAGAACAGCCAGUAGCUCUGCCUAUGACUGAAGCUCCGCGACCACAAGGACCACCGCGAACAUACCAAGGUCGACCUAGCAAUACCUCAAUUCCUAGCUCGGCGCCACGUCCAGCUACCGAUAACGUGCCUGAACGAAAGCCAUUGGGCGACAAACCUGCUCGACCGAUCAACAAGACCUCACGGCCAUCGGAGACCUCGAAGCUUCUUUCAUAUAUCCCUAAAUCAGUAUCUCCGCAGACAACAUCGACGCUCCUUACCGAGCUAUCGAAGCCGAUCUCUGAUCAUGACGAAGAAGGGUACAUCUACAUCUUUUGGCUCACUCCCGAGACCAUGGGGCCCGCUCCAUCGUCUACAGCAUCAAGCCUACUCGCUCCGCCAACACGUCCCGAGCAAGGCCGGCGCACUUCAGACGUGCUCCGACAGUACUCUGUGCGUCGACCGCAGCGUCCGCGUCCAGAUGCUGUGCGACAACGACCAGGCGAAACAUCCGCCAACGACACGGAAGAGAAGAACACCAUCCUUCUCAAGAUCGGUCGCGCAAACAACGUGACCCGCCGCAUGCACGAGUGGACACGCCAAUGCGGCUAUAGCCUCUCACUUGUGCGAUACUACCCAUACGUGCCCUCGACGCCGUCGCCAUCACCACAAGCAUCGCCAGCUGGUUCGCGGCGUCCAUCGUACAUUAACCAGCGUCCUUCGGAUCCUUCGCGACGGGUUUCAGAGGGCGUGAGAAAGGUACCGCAUGCGCAUCGUGUGGAGCGCUUGAUUCAUAUUGAACUCGCUAGUCAACGAGUGAUGAAGAAGUGCGAUGCGUGUGGGAAGGAUCAUAGGGAAUGGUUUGAGGUGGAGGCGACAAAAGAGGGGGUAAAGGGCGUGGAUGAGGUUGUCAAGCGGUGGGUUGAGUGGGCUGAAAAGAAGGAUGAUCGAUAG
Molecule: messenger RNA, 1566 nt
Organism: Didymosphaeria variabile
Lineage: Eukaryota; Fungi; Ascomycota; Dothideomycetes; Pleosporales; Didymosphaeriaceae
Exons: 1
Coding region: 1-1566 (521 amino acids)
Source: RefSeq, a predicted model, not a curated record